Molecule: messenger RNA, 330 nt
Organism: Neurospora tetrasperma FGSC 2508
Lineage: Eukaryota; Fungi; Ascomycota; Sordariomycetes; Sordariales; Sordariaceae
Exons: 2
Coding region: 1-330 (109 amino acids)
Biological process (GO): ubiquitin-dependent protein catabolic process
Cellular component (GO): elongin complex
Molecular function (GO): protein-macromolecule adaptor activity
Source: RefSeq, a predicted model, not a curated record
AUGGACGCCACCAACGGUAACGGCGGCGCCAGCAAGUACAUCACCCUCGUCUCCAAGGAUGGAUUCGAGUUUGUUGUGCUCCGCGAGGCGACCCUCUGCAGUGACUACAUUAGAGGUAUGCUGCGUAACAACAUGACCGAGGCCAGGACCGGUCGUUGCGAGCUGCAGGACAUCAAUGGCGUUAUCCUUGAAAAGGUCGUUGAGUACUUCCAUUACUGGUACAAAUACCGUGACCGCGAGGACGUUCCUGAUAUGGAGAUCCCCGUCGAGAACUGCCUUGAGCUCGUCGUUGCCGCAGAUUACCUCGGAAUGGACAGUAAGCCACACUGA